UCUAUCUCAAGUUUCUUCAUAUUAAAGCUUCAAGCUCGGCAAUGGCGUUGGGGACGUAUUGCCUCGUCGUUUGCCUGAGUGCGGCGUUGAGCGAUGUGGUCUUAGGGAAAGGACCAAACCCUUUUUUACACGAGGGCCGUCGGAAUAGAAGAGAAAUGGUGCCUGCCAUGUUCAUAUUUGGAGAUUCUCUCAUCGACAACGGCAACAACAAUGCCCUACCUUCUUUUGCAAAGGCUAACUAUUUACCUUAUGGGAUUGACUAUAAUGGCGGUCCUACUGGUCGUUUCUCCAAUGGCUAUACCAUGGUUGACGAAGUUGCUAAGCUGCUAGGGCUUCCAUUGAUUCCCGCGUUUUCUGAAGCUUUCGGUGACCAAAUUCUUCAUGGCGUCAACUACGCCUCCGCGGCUUCCGGUAUACUCGACGAAACCGGAGGAAACUUUGUGGGUCGAAUACCAUUUGAUCAACAGAUUCGAAAUUUCCAGAUCACGUUGGAUCAGAUAAUGAUGAAUCUAGGUGCAAUCGAUGUAGCAGAAGCACUGGCUAAAUGCAUUUUCUUUGUAGGAAUAGGAAGCAAUGAUUACCUCAACAACUACCUGAUGCCAAAUUACCCCACCCGAAAUCAGUACAAUGGCCAACAAUAUGCCGAUCACUUGGUUCAAAAAUACACUCAGCAACUCAGGACACUUUACAAUAUGGGAGCACGUAAGUUUGUGGUAACAGGGUUAGGAAGAAUGGGGUGUAUUCCUAGCAUUAUAGCACAAAGCAAUUCGGGACACUGCUCGGAAGAAGUGAACAAGCUGAUGGUACCUUUCAAUGCCAACGUCAAGAAGAUGUUGAACGGGUUUAAUGGUGACCUGCGGGGAGCCAGAUUUAUAUACGUGGACGUGGCUCACAUUUUCGGAGACAUUAUAGCCCACCCUAGAACUUAUGGAUUCAGGGUGGUGAACAAAGGGUGUUGCGGCAUCGGGCGGAACAGAGGCCAAAUAACCUGCCUUCCCUUGCAAACACCCUGCAACAAAAGGGAUGAAUACGUGUUUUGGGAUGCAUUCCAUCCCACCGAGAAGGUCAACAUCUUAAUGGCCAGGAAGGCCUUCAAUGGCGACCGUUCCGUUGUUUCUCCCAUCAACAUUCAGCAGCUUGCCAGACUUUGAUCUUUAACCCAAUCAAACUACCACUGUAUCAGCCACUAUUUGGUUUCUUUUCUUUUACUUCUUUCAUUAUUUCCUCUUUGAUUAGAAAUAAACGCUACUUUUUGGCUUCA
Messenger RNA from Hibiscus syriacus, 1261 nucleotides. Its product is annotated as GDSL esterase/lipase At1g71691-like. The record is from RefSeq and is a predicted model, not a curated record. Bases 42 to 1151 code for a protein of 369 amino acids. NCBI's taxonomy places the organism in Eukaryota, Viridiplantae, Streptophyta, Magnoliopsida, Malvales, Malvaceae. The transcript has 4 exons. Gene Ontology annotation, molecular function: hydrolase activity, acting on ester bonds.